AUGGCGCGAAGACGGUAUUGUUCCCUGAUUCGCAGACUGACUUUUCCCCCUUCAAAGUCAGGCUGCACGCAGGCUAACGAACAAUUUGAUGGGGAUAUGAUGAAAUACGCGGACGACACUAAUGUCUCAGAACACAUCGUUGAUCACGCAGAUAUAACAGUUCUUUGCAAGACGUAA
Molecule: messenger RNA, 177 nt
Organism: Paramuricea clavata
Lineage: Eukaryota; Metazoa; Cnidaria; Anthozoa; Malacalcyonacea; Plexauridae
Source: the annotation of a GenBank genome assembly